ACCGUUAAAGGAGUAGUCGGGUGUGGUAUCGUCACGAGCCGAUCUUUGUUUGGCGGCACGGAAAAUUGAAAAUUGAGGGAAAGAGGAGGAAAAAAAAGAAAGAAAACAUCGUUGAGAAAAUCGAAUAAUGAAAAGCGAAGAAGCUUAUUGAGCUCAGAUCAGAUCAGUGGUUAUUUAUAUUUUAUAUUUCGGUUGGAAUAUUAAGAAUCCGAAUUUGGUUCCCCUAAAUUGGGAAGAGAGAGUGGAAACAAAAGGGAAGGGUUGGAUUCUGGGUUUUUGUUAAUUAGGUUUUGGAAAUUUAGACUGCCGAAAAGUGGAUUAUGAUAUACACGGCAGUCGACACGUUCUACCUGACGGAUGAGCAGCUCGCGAAUUCGCCGUCCAGGAAAGACGGCAUAGAUGAAGCCACAGAAACCAAUCUGAGAAUCUAUGGUUGCCAUCUCAUCCAAGAAAGCGGCAUCUUGCUCAAAUUAGACCAAGCUGUUAUGGCGACCGGUCAGGUUCUGUUCCACCGUUUCUAUUGCAAGAAGUCGUUUGCCCGCUUUAAUGUCAAGAAAGUUGCUGUUAGUUGCGUGUGGCUUGCCUCAAAACUGGAGGAAUGCCCUAGGAAAGCUAGACAGGUGAUAAUUGUUUUCCACAGAAUGGAAUGCAGGAGGGACAACUUGCCCAUUGACUAUUUGGACCCCUAUUCAAAGAAAUAUUCAGACUUAAAGAUGGAGUUGAGUAGAACAGAAAGACAUAUAUUGAAAGAGAUGGGUUUUAUUUGUCAUGUGGAACAUCCCCAUAAAUUCAUAUCAAAUUACCUUGCCACUCUUGAAAUCCCUCCAGAGUUGAGGCAACUCAGGCAAGAAGCAUGGAAUCUAGCAAAUGAUAGUUUGCGUACAACGUUGUGUGUUCGAUUCAGGAGUGAGGUUGUGGCUUGUGGGGUUGUAUAUGCUGCUGCUCGCAGGUUUCAGGUACCUCUUCCUGAAAACCCACCAUGGUGGAAAGCAUUUAAUGCAGAUAAAUCAGGCAUUGAUGAAGUUUGUCGGGUUUUGGCUCACCUGUACAGCCUUCCUGAGGCACAAUAUAUACCAGUUUGCAAGGAUGGGGAUUCAUUUACAUUUUCUAACAAGUCAUGGGAUUCACGGUCGCAGCCAGUCCAGGAAGUGUCACAGUGUAGCCCACAAGCUAAUGAUGAUGCCUCUGUUUCCAAGGCACCUCCUGUUGCAGUUAAUCUUGAAUCUGAUGGAUCCAAGGGUUCAUUUAUCAAGGUAUCUAUAAACAAGCUGAAGGAGUCUAAGAAAAGUGACGAUGAAUCUAAGAGUAUUCCUGUUGAGGGAGACUUAAAAGAAGAGCCCGUGCAGAAAUCCAAGUCUGAUCAUAGAUCAGAAAUCGGUGGGGAAAGGAACAAGGAAAGGGAAAGCGAAAGGGAAAGAGAGCGGGAGGGAAAUAGUAUAAAGGCUCGGGAUUGUGAUAGGGGCAGGGGUUCUGAUCGGGAAAGAAAACGAAAGCAAUCUGAGAUGGACAGAGAUAAAAUAAAGGAGCAAGGGCAUCGUUCUAGGGAUAGAAAAAAGGAUUUAGGAAAUUCAGAGAAAUCAAGACAUCAUUCAUCACGAGAUCGUGACUACCGUAGCUAUUCUUCAUGGGAGAAGGAUCGCCAUAGACAUCAUUCAUACGCUUGAACCGCUCUUGCUUUACUUACAAAGUUGAUUAGAAGUACUUCAGUUCUAUGGUACAUUCUUGACAUAUAUAUUUGUCCCCACAACCCAAAAAAAAAAGUGCCAGAAACUUGGAAAAGAUAUUUCUGUUUGGUUGGCAAUGCACAGUAUUCCUUGAAAUGUAGGAGUGACAAGAUUGUGAUAAUUGAAAAAUACUGCCCCGAUACUUACGUUGCUUUAGAAAAAAGGCUGCAAAUACUAAUUGGAUAUGACAUUAUAUACAAAGAUGGGGAAAAAUACAAAAAUAGAAGGCAAAUAAAUUUCUGUCGGUUUGUCCUUUUACCUUUGAACUUUGUUAUUUAAUCAUACAGGCAUACAAUUGUUUUUGUUUUUAUCA
Ziziphus jujuba (common jujube) is the source of this 2037-nucleotide messenger RNA. Its product is annotated as cyclin-L1-1. The transcript has 8 exons. Gene Ontology annotation, cellular component: nucleus. Gene Ontology annotation, molecular function: cyclin-dependent protein serine/threonine kinase regulator activity. Gene Ontology annotation, biological process: regulation of transcription by RNA polymerase II. Bases 321 to 1664 code for a protein of 447 amino acids. NCBI's taxonomy places the organism in Eukaryota, Viridiplantae, Streptophyta, Magnoliopsida, Rosales, Rhamnaceae. The record is from RefSeq and is a predicted model, not a curated record.